Molecule: messenger RNA, 954 nt
Organism: Alternaria conjuncta
Lineage: Eukaryota; Fungi; Ascomycota; Dothideomycetes; Pleosporales; Pleosporaceae
Exons: 3
Coding region: 1-954 (317 amino acids)
Source: RefSeq, a predicted model, not a curated record
AUGAACUUCGUGCCCGACCGUGCCGGCCAUCUUUACUACAUCAACACAAUCGCCAUCGUCGCGCCGUGGGUAUACGACCGCUAUCUCGCGUUCUCCACGAUAUUCGCAAACAGACCAGGGAACUUUGAAAAUAUCAACCACUUCAAGAGUCACGAAGUCAAGUUCCGCGAUCGGCUUCGCAAUUGCGAGGAUGUACUGGUGGAAGAGGAGAUGGGUAUUGCGUUCUUGAGCUGCAAUCCGGAGAGGGAUCAGUGGAACACGGUAAUGGUGCGUAGCCGCCCUUUGGAUUUGCCCCUAAGAGCAAAAGAGUUUCAACGCGACGAGGGCUUACAUAUGCAGGGCGCCUUUGCGUCACCUUUGGAUAAAAGAGAUGGCACCGAUAGCCCACAUAUCUGGAUCUACGACUAUUCAACGCCCAACAUUCUGGACUCAGACGCUUUGAAGCCUCUCGUUCUGACUGACUAUAACAACGCGGCGGAUUUUCAGCCUCUGGGCAUCGAAUUUGAUGCCGCGACUUCUACGCUAUAUGUCGUCAACCAUUCCCGUACCUCUGGAAAUCUCAUCGAAGUGUUCCAAGUCUCCGUCCAGAAUGCGGUAGCCAGAUAUUUGCAGACACUGAAACAUCCGUUGAUCCAUACGCCGAAUUCCAUACACUCUCUAGGAGAUGGGAAGCUACUAGUUACCAAUGACCACUACAUCGGCGCAUUGGUCUCACCGUUCAUAUCACAGGUCGAAACAUUUUCUGGCAUUCCUGGAGGUAGUGUCGUCUAUACUGAUAUCCACAACCUGCAGCACACCAAGACGUUGACGCACGUCCCCUUCGCCAACGGCAUUGCCAUGCUCAACUCGACGACUGUUGCCGUUGCCUCGUCUUCCAAAAUGGGCGUAAACAUCUACAGCUUCUACCCUGACACGAUCACAAAGCGAGAGCAAAUUGCAACAUGCAAGGACUAG